AGAGCCGAAGACGUCGGCUCGGUCAUGUGAUCAGCUGUGUCCAAUCACAACUGAUCACAUGUAAACAGGGAAAUGCCGGUUAUCGGCAUUUCUCUCCCCACGAGCUGUCACACUGACAGCUCCAGUGUCGCCUGUCAGUGUCCAUCAGUGCCAGCUCUCAGUGCUCAUCCAUACCACCUGCCAGUGCCACAUCAGUGCCACAUUUCAGUGCCCAUCAGUGCCACACCAAUGCCACAUAUCAGUGCCCAUCUGAGCUGCCUUUUAGUGUCACUCAUCAGUGUCAGUCAGUGCCACCUAUCAAUGCCAGUCAGUGCCACCUAUCAGUGCUGCCGAUCAGUGCCGCCUAACAGUGUCAGUCAGUGCCACCUAACAGUGCCAGUCAGUGUCGCCUAUCAGUGUCAUUUAUAAGUGCUGCCUUUCAGUUCCCAUCAGUGAUGCCUGUCAAUGCCCAUCAGUGCCACCUACCAGUGCCUCCUCAUCAGUGCCACCUAUCAGUGUCCAUCAGUGCAGCCUAUCAG
Molecule: messenger RNA, 518 nt
Organism: Staurois parvus
Lineage: Eukaryota; Metazoa; Chordata; Amphibia; Anura; Ranidae
Source: the annotation of a GenBank genome assembly